This is a messenger RNA of Mytilinidion resinicola, 1257 nucleotides long. RefSeq lists its product as uncharacterized. Lineage: Eukaryota; Fungi; Ascomycota; Dothideomycetes; Mytilinidiales; Mytilinidiaceae. The transcript has 2 exons. The record is from RefSeq and is a predicted model, not a curated record. The coding region runs from base 248 to 1081 and encodes 277 amino acids.
AUUGUGCAUGACGAGCCUGCCAUUCGGUUGUUCCUCCGGGAUCAGACCUAGAAAAAACCCAUCUCCUUUUAGAAGGGCGUGCGGCAGUGUCUAAGCCACUUGCCACAUUUUGAUCUUCGCCCCUCAUCAGCAUCGCCCUCCCUGCCACUCGCGGUCGACCAACACCCUAGCAAUCGUACACUCUCUGCUACUUGCGUAGAGAAAGGUUAAGUUGUUCAAGGAGCUAUUCACGUUCCUCAUCUCAAUCAUGGAGUCGGUUUCACUGAAGCCUGAGGCAAGGCUGUUGGCUCCUAAGUCUCCCUUAUCAAACACUAGACCAGACGUCCUUUGGGCGCGGGACAGAGUUGAACGCAACACGAACGAAUCGGGCCUGGUAUUAGGCAAGAGAUCUCGAUCAACGCUGUCAGAAACCCCAACUGGCAUUCCUUCCGGCCAGAGAAGUGUGGAAGACAUCGAACUGGAGAACGCAACGCUGCGCACCUUGGUGGACACGCAGUCCCGUAGGCUGCAUAUGUGGGAAGUGACAUCGCAGAGCCAGUCGAUACCUCCAGAGUCUCUCCAGCCUCCAGACAUGACGGGCACAUUGAACGCUCGCGGCCAAAGUACCCCUUCGUCUUUGCCAAAGAAUAGGUCGAGGUUCGUCGAGUUAUUAUCAAAGCGGGCUAGUCAUUCAAGAAGACCACGAUCUGGUCUUCAAAAUCGCAACCCGUCGACAGUCUCUACCUUAGCGACGCAUUUCGAGCAGCUAAGCCGGGAAUUUGAGACAGAGCGUAUUCGCGAGAGGCACUCGCGAAUCCAGAAGAGACGUCAGAGAGUGAGGAUUAGUGAGGUCAUAUCUCCCAGCGAUAGCGACGUUGAAAAACACGGGAAUUCCAAAUCCCUUUACAGCUUUGAACCUGUAUCACUACCUCCGAGCCCAGAACCUCAACAUGGGGGUUUGAGUCCACUAAAGAAGAACGACCGAUUUGACAUCCCGCCGGAGCGGACCCUCCUCAACAUCGACUUGCUCAUCCAGAACGCCACCAACAACGACGAGAUCCAGGAGCUCAAGCAGCAGAAACGCCUCCUCCGGAAUAGAUAGGCCGCUCUCGACUCGCUGCAACGAAAGAAGAAGCACGCCGAAGAGCUCGAAGAAGAGACCCACAAAGAUGCGUGCAAGCCUCCAACGUUUUUCACAACAUACACAAUAUCUCGGGACAUGACUACUGAAGCACAUAUGCUCCACAAAGGUCUACUACUUGCAGUCGCCGAUUCUCC